UUCUCCUUCGUUGAUAGCCUUUCGUCCGCUCACAGAAGCCUCUAUUUCCAGUUCGUUUCGAACCAGCUGGUUGGGGGGCAGCCAUGGAAGAUCAACACAUGCAUGGGGAGCCGUCGAUCUUUGUUUGGGGAGUGCGCUGCAAAUCCAGCCGCACUUUUGCUCUUCGUCUGAGAGAUUUCUGGUGGGAAGAUUUUUCAUCCUUUCUACAGCCUUCCAUUCAGAUUUCCAUCUCUCUUGCUUUCGAAUUUCUGCAUCUUUUGUCUUCAGGUGACUGUUUGUGUGUGAAGAAAGGCUUGCGAUUGCCCUUGCUGCUGUUGUGGGACAGAGUUUGUGCCUUUGCGAGCUCUAACCGAAGCCGGGAAAAUUGUUCUAAAGUAAAGAUUGAGUUUGCUGAGGAGGAGUUUAGUUCAAAGUUUGUCGUAUUGGGCAUGUUGAAAUCAGAACAAAUCUGAUGCUGCAGCUGCUGUUUUGACAUAAUAUUCCUGAAACUGAUUGCAUAAUUUGAAUGUCUAACUUUGCAUCUGUUAUUAGAACUGGUUGUGCUAGAGAUUGUUCAUGGUCAUUUUAUUUCUGGGGUUAAAAGAAAAAAGAUGAAGCAUGGAAAUCACUUUUUCGAAAAAGUGCUUUUCCCUCACUUUUUUUGGGCUCAUAUAGAUAGUGCCAACAGAGCAGGUUUCAAUUUUCAAACAGAGGAAAACUCACAUGGGCUUUUGGCAGAGAACCAGCAAACCAUAAUUUCUCCAGUUUAUUAUUGAAUGAAAGAGAGAUUUUCAAACCAGCAAUGUUGAGUUUUCAGUUUGAGCCUGUGGGGGAUGCACAAUCUUCAGUUUUGCAUCCCCUCAACUUUUUAAUGGAUUAAUGAUUUGGUGAUGGGUUUCUAAGCAUAUUGUCAAAAUCUUUGAUUCCUUGACCAAAUUGAUUAUGCUGCUGUGAUAAUCUGUUGUAGUCAAUAUUGUUGUUGUGGGAAAUUAAGCAUGCCAAUUUCAACAAUUUGUAAUGAUCUUGCUGUUGUAAUGGGUUGUUAAUUUGUUGUUGUAAUGAUAGGAUUAGAUGAUUACAAUAUCUUGGACAUGGUUUUCUUUUGUUUGUUGUAAAAUAAAACAUAAGCAGAAAACCAUGUUUAACAAACAUCAAUUUCUAGGGUUAGGGUUUUCGUUUUAUUCUCAAAUGAUUUGAUGGGCAACACGAUUUGUUCAGGAUGACUCUGCAUAUAUAUAUUUGAUUAAUUGAGGGGUCGAGAUUAUAAAUGAGAACUCUCAUAUGAGUUUUUGAAAUUCUCUGUUUUUUACUUUACAGGAAAAAAUGGAAAAUUGUUAUUGAUUAUAUUAGUAUAAUUUGUUUAGACACCGUCUUCCUAGGAUUUUAUUGCUUUCAUAGUUUAUUUUCUAUGUUUUUCUUUUUGAUUCAUUGCAACUGAGAUAUUCGAGUUAUCUCAGCCUUUGAUUGUUGCUUUUGAUAUGUGUGAAUGAUGUGCAAAUUCAUAAAAACAAUUGUAUUAGUUGAUCAAUCAAUUAUAAUGAAUGAUGUUAAAAAAAAAAUAGUUAGUCUUGACCAAAA
Prunus persica (peach) is the source of this 1557-nucleotide messenger RNA. RefSeq lists its product as uncharacterized. The record is from RefSeq and is a predicted model, not a curated record. The coding region runs from base 84 to 452 and encodes 122 amino acids. The transcript is spliced from 3 exons. Lineage: Eukaryota; Viridiplantae; Streptophyta; Magnoliopsida; Rosales; Rosaceae.